This is a messenger RNA of Prorocentrum cordatum, 370 nucleotides long. The record is from the annotation of a GenBank genome assembly. Lineage: Eukaryota; Dinophyceae; Prorocentrales; Prorocentraceae.
GGAGUCGCCGAGCUUCGUGAACAGGAUCAUGGUGUUCCUCUUCGCGUCGGACUCGGUCUUCGAGAGGGUGAAGGAGCAUCCGAAGGACCAGCCGUUCCGGAUGGCGUGCGGGAGCCAGCUCUGCGUUGCCAAGGCGCACAUGGAUCUGCGCGCGGGGAGGCGCGACGCGGAGCGCUCCGCGCCGGGGCGGCCAAAAGUGCGGUACAAAGACGCCUACCCAGAGCCAGAGACCCUCAAGAGCGAGAACUUCGGCGCGGAGACCAUGUACAAUACCAGGAAGAACGAGCUCAUCGAGUUGGCUCGCAUGCAGGCGCGCUUCGGACACAUCAUGCGGGGCCGCAGAAGCAGUAUCCGCCCCGGCCAGACGUGA